CUGCGGGUCGGGCAGGCACAAGCAGAGCGCAGGCUAGGGGGCGGGAGCUGGGGCGCGGCUGGGGCUCCGGGGCGAGUGCGGGCUCGCGGGUCUGGGUGAGCCGGGACGCAGAGGGGUGGGCGCGGGCUCGGGUGCCGGGUGCGGGGGUGCAGCCGGUCUGUGGUGGCGCGGAGCGCAGGGACUCUCGCAGCAGGGUGCGGGCAUCCGCCGGGCUGUGCCGCGGGGGCGGCAGGCGCUGCGACAGGGCUGGGUGCGGUCUGACCAGAGCGCAUGGCCCGGUCGUGGGGAGCUCAGGGACUUGGCCUUUCAGGCUCUUGCUCUGAACUCCACCUACCCCCCAAGACCUCAUGGCCCACUUCUGUGGCUGCUACUUCCUUCUCCCCUCACCCGCAUGUGGCUAUUUAUAGUCUGGAAAAUGCUUUCACAGCCAAGAUUUCAGAGGAUGCUGGAGCCAGAGCAGCUACAGGGUUUAGAGAAGUAGAGAGAGGGGCGCACACCCAGCCGCAGCCAGUGUGCCCAGGCCAGCCCCCCACACACAGUCCAGUGUGCCUGGCCAGCUGGGGCUUCUGUCUCCUGCCCCUUGCAGUGGUCCCCGUGGCCUGCCUCCAGACCUCUCGGCCUCGAAAGCUGGAGAAAAGCCCGUCCUGAGGGAGCAGGAGCUGUGGAGCUGGAGCGGGGCCAUUGGCAUGGAGCCGUCGACGAGGAGGACGGCUGUCUCCAGGCAGGAGGAGGGCUUUGGGGGGCAGCCCAGUAAGGUCGUCGACGGGGGAAUGGUCCCCCACCUCCGGCGGAGCAACAGCAGCCUCUGCAAGAGCAAGAGGUCGCAGCUCCUCUUCGGCAACUGCGACAAGGUAGGUUCAGGUUCCUCCAUGUGCCCUGAGAACCAUGGAAGACGGUGGUGCAGUUUUGUCUCCACCAUCAAAUUGUCUAAUCUUGUGAAGGUGGUGUGUGAGUGCGGCUACACACGUGAGCAGCACUUAGAGGAGGCCACCAGGCCCCGUGCCUUCCAGGGCAAGGAGUGGGACCCGAAAAAGCACGUCCAGGAGAUGCCCACAGACGCCUUUGGUGACAUCGUCUUCAAGGGCCUGGGCCAGAAGGUGGGAAAGUAUGUCCGCAUCUCCCAGGACACACCCUCCAGUGUGAUUUACCACCUCAUGACCCAGCACUGGGGCCUGGACGACCCCAACCUCCUCAUCUCAGUGACAGGCGGGGCCAAGGACUUCAACAUGAAACCCAGGCUGAAGAGCGUCUUCCGAAGAGGCCUGGUCAAGGUGGCCCAGACCACAGGGGCCUGGAUCAUCACCGGGGGGUCCCACACGGGCGUCAUGAAGCAGGUGGGCGAGGCUGUGCGGGACUUCAGCCUGAGCAGCAGCUACAACGAAGGAGAAGUCGUCACCAUUGGAAUCGCCACGUGGGGCACCGUGCACAAGCGGGACAGCCUCGUCCACCCCACGGGCAGUUUCCCUGCUGAGUACAUCAUGGAUGAGGAAGGCCAGGGGCACCUGACCUGCCUGGACAGGAACCACUCCCACUUCAUCCUUGUGGACAAUGGGACCCACGGCCGCUACGGGGUCGAGAUUCCCCUGAGGGCGAAGCUGGAGAAGUUCAUAUCGGAGCAGACCAAGGAAAGAGGGGGUGUGACCAUCAGGAUCCCUCUCGUCUGCGUGGUGCUGGAGGGCGGGCCCGGCACGCUGCACACCAUCUACAACGCCAUCACCAACGGCACCCCCUGCGUGAUCAUGGCGGGCUCGGGCCGCGUGGCUGACGUCAUUGCCCAGGUAGCCGGCCUGCCCAUCUCUGAGAUCACUGUCUCCCUGAUUCAGCAGAAGCUGGGCAUGUUCUUCCAGGAGAUGUUUGAGACCUUCACUGAAAGCCGGAUUGUGGAGUGGACCAAAAAGAUCCAAGACAUCGUCCGGAAGCGGCAAUUGCUGACCAUCUUCCGGGAAGGCAAGGACGGCCAGCAGGACGUGGACGUGGCCAUCCUGCAGGCGUUGCUGAAAGCCUCUCGGAGCCAUGACUACUUUGGCCACGAGAACUGGGACCACCAGCUGAAGUUAGCGGUGGCGUGGAACCGUGUGGACAUCGCCCGGAGCGAGAUCUUCACCGAUGAGUGGCAGUGGAAGCCCUCAGAGCUGCACCCCAUGAUGACAGCCGCCCUCAUCGCCAACAAGCCCGAGUUUGUGAGGCUCUUCCUGGAGAACGGGGUGCAGCUGAAGGAGUUCGUCACGUGGGACACCCUGCUCUACCUGUACCAGAACCUGGAGCCCUCCUGCCUGUUCCACUACAAGCUGCAGAAGGUGCUGGCCGAGGAGCCCGCCGCGCCCCGCCUGCAGCUGCACCACGUAGCCCAGGUGCUGCGGGAGCUGCUGGGGGACUUCACGCAGCCGCUGUACCCCCGGCCCCGCUCCAGCGACCGGCCGCGGCUCUCGCUGCCUGUGCCCAACAUCAGACUGAACGUGCAGGGAGUGAGUCUCCGGUCCCUGUACAAGCGUUCACCAGGCCAUGCUGCCUUCACCAUGGACCCGGUCCGUGAUCUUCUCAUUUGGGCCAUCAUCCAGAACCGUCGGGAGCUGGCAGAAAUCAUCUGGGCUCAGAGCCAGGACUGCAUCGUGGCAGCCUUGGCCUGCAGCAAGAUCCUGAAGGAGCUGUCCAAGGAGGAGGAGGACACGGACAGCCUGGAGGAGAUGCUGGCGCUCGCUGAUGAGUACGAGCAGAGAGCCAUCGGGGUCUUCACCGAGUGCUACCGGAAGGAUGAGGAGAGAGCCCAGAAGCUGCUGGUCCGCGUGUCGGAGGCCUGGGGGAAGGCCACUUGCCUGCAGCUGGCGCUGGAGGCCAAGGACAUGAAGUUCGUGUCUCACGGGGGCGUCCAGGCCUUGCUGACCAAGGUGUGGUGGGGCCAGCUCUGCGAGGACAACGGGCUCUGGCGGGUGGUCCUGUGCAUGCUGGCCUUCCCACUGCUCUGCACCGGCCUCGUCUCCUUCAGGGAGAGGCGGCUGCAGGACGUGUGGGGCCUGCCCCGCAUCCGCGCCUUCUUCAGCGCGCCCGUGGUCGUCUUCCACCUGAACAUCCUCUCCUACUUCGCCUUCCUCUGCCUCUUUGCCUACGUGCUCAUGGUGGACUUCCAGCCGGCGCCCUCGGGCUGCGAGUGCCUCGUCUACGUCUGGCUCUUCUCCCUGGUGUGCGAGGAGCUGCGCCAGCUCCUCUACGACCCCGACGAGUGUGGGCUGAUGAAGAUGGCCGCGUUGUACUUCAGCGACUUCUGGAAUAAGCUGGACAUUGGUGCCAUCCUGCUCUUCAUCGCAGGGCUGACCUGCAGGCUUGUCCCGGGGCUGCUGUACCCCGGGCGCAUCAUCCUCUCCCUGGACUUCAUCAUGUUCUGCCUGCGGCUGAUGCACAUCUUCACCAUCAGUAAGACGCUGGGGCCCAAGAUCAUCAUCGUGAAGCGGAUGAUGAAGGAUGUCUUCUUUUUCCUGUUCCUGUUGGCUGUGUGGGUCGUGUCCUUCGGGUGGCAGCAGGCCAUCCUCAUCCACAACGAGAGCCGGGUGGAGUGGAUCUUGGGUGUCGUGUACCACUCCUACCUCAGGGCGGUUGUGGGCGUGUUCUCUGUGGUCCUGCCCCGUAACCCACGUGCUCCUGCCCCCACCAGCUACACGUUCCAGCAGGUCCAGGAGCACACGGACCAGAUCUGGAAGUUCCAACGCCACGACCUGAUAGAGGAGUACCAGGGCCGGCCCCCCGCGCCGCCCCCAUUCAUCCUCCUCAGCCACCUGCACCUCUUCGUCAGGAGGGUCGUCCUGAAGAUCCCCUCCAGGCGGCACAGGCAGCUCAAGGACAAGCUGGAGAAGAACGAGGAGGCGGCCCUCCUGUCCUGGGAGAUGUACCUGAAGGAAAGCUACCUGCAGAGCCAGCAGCUCCAGAAGCAGCAGCUCCCGGAGCAGAAGGUCCAGGACAUCAGUGAGAAGGUGGACACCAUGGUGGACCUGCUGGAAAUGGCACGUCUGAAGCGGUUGGGCUCCAUGGAGCAGAGGCUGGUCUCCCUGGAGGAGCAGGUGGCCCGGACGACCAGAGCGCUGCACUGGGUUGUGAAGAGCCUGCGGGCCAGUGGCUUCGGCUCGGAGGAGGGCGUCCCCACCCUGGUACCCCAGAAGGUCUCGGAGGGGCAGGACCCUGAUCUGGACAGAGGGCAGAAGGCGGAGGACCCUGGUGACGCCUACCACGUGAACGCCCGGCACCUCUUCUACCCCGGCUCCUCGGUCCUGCGUUUCCCGGUGCCCAACGAGAAGGUGCCCUGGGAGGUGGAGUUCCUCAUCUACGACCCGCCCUUUCACACGGCCAACAGGAGGGACAAGGACUCGGUGGACCCCAUGGGAGACGCCCUGGAGCCUCUGUCCAGGAUCAGCUACAACGCGGUGGACGGACACCUGGACCGACGCAGCUUCCACGGGACCUAUGCCGUCCGGGACGGGCUCCCUCUGAACCCCAUGGGCCGCACCGGGCUGCGCGGGCGCGGGGGCCUCAGCUGCUUUGGCCCCAACCACACACUGCAGCCUGUGAUCACCCGCUGGAGGCGGAACCAGGACGGUGCCAUCUGCAGGAAAGGCAUAAAGAAGAUGCUGGAAGUGCUGGCGGUGAGACUCCCCGUCUCGGAGCACUGGGCCCUGCCGGGGGGCUCCCGGGAACCGGGAGAGACACUGCCCCGGAAGCUGAAGCAGGUCCUCCGGAGAGAGUUCUGGCCUUCCUUUGAGAACUUGCUGGCGCAGGGCAUGGAGGUGUACAAAGGGUAUGUGGAUGACCCGAGGAACACCGACAACGCCUGGAUCGAGACGGUGGCUGUGAGCAUCCACUUUCCAGACCAGAGCGAUGUGGAGCUGAAAAGGCUGGACUCUCACCUGCACUCCUGCGACACAGGGAUGUCCAUCCGAUGGCAGGUGGUGGACCGGCGCAUCCCGCUGUACGCCAACCACAAGACCAUUCUCCAGAAGGUGGCCACCUUGUUCGGGGCUUACUACUAACCCGGGGACACAGGCUGGGCAGCUUGGCCAGGCAGGCGGGGCUCUUCCAGCCAUGGCCCCCUUGGAGACUGCAGGGGACAGAGGCCAACACCGGCCACUGAGGCACACGCAGCCCUGGACCUCAGGCAGGUGAGGGCGCUGCGGGGGCGCCGUGCGGUGUGGUUUGGGGAUCUGCCGCCCUCACAGCCAGCUCGGGUGACCAGCUCGUGAACUGGAAGGCAUUGGGGUGCCCUGAGAGGAGAGCCAAGUGGGGCACCAGCUGGCUCCAGCCACCCGGCAGUGCCACUGGGACCCUACCUGCCAACGCUGCCUCUCCUGAUUCUGCUUGGCCCUCGGCCUGGACUCAGUUCCCUCCUGGCUGCGUCCUGUGGGCAGCGCGUCCACCACAAGAGGUGCAUCGCCCAAGGCCUGGAUUUCCUGGAGAGCCAGGAUCCCCUUGUGGUCCCCCCUCCUUGGGCCCACGCUCCCAAGAUGCCCUCCACUGUGACCUAAUGCGGACCCUCACCUGACCCAGGGCAGGGCACCACGAGAACCCAGUUCCCCGGGCUGUGAGCCCUUAGCGGGCCAGGAGGCCUGGCACGCUCGGGCCUUCUCCUGAGACGCAGAGGGCCCUGCCGGCGCGCCGUCCCAGGACCCAGGCGGGGAGGCGCAGACGCACGGCGUGGCAGGGCCCUUCCAUGGCCCAGACUCCUCUCUUCCCCCCUCCACCCCAAGAGCCCAGGGAGGGGUGGCGGUGGGUGUGGCCUGAGGGGAGGCUGCCCGGUUCAGCAUCAGCGACUCACAGACCAUCAGCAUCAACCACCAGGGCCUGUUGGGGCCAGGAAUGGUGUGCAAACCCAACGUCGAAUCCGCUUUCCCAUGUCAGCCCAGCCGGCCUCCUCUGUGCUUCCCUCAGAUACAGUGCACACGUGGGCGGUGGUCAGGCCAUAUCUGCACCGCCGAAACCUCUUUGCCAGGCCAAGGUCCAGGCUGCAGUCCCCUCAGGUCCAAGGCUCACGGUUUCUCCUCUGAUCACCCCCAACCCCACAGACACACACGUGGACUCCUUCUUUCCAUUUUCCGAGGCCCAGGUUCUGGCCUCCCAAGUCGAGCCUCAGUCCCCGGUGCACCCCACCCCCCGCAGUGCUCAGAGACUGUGGAGCCUUGGGAGUCACAUAUCCAGUCAAACUAGCGUUCAUGUAGUAGCACCAAAUAAAGACAUUUUAAAAUUGUAAGGACCAA
Molecule: messenger RNA, 6233 nt
Organism: Vicugna pacos (alpaca)
Lineage: Eukaryota; Metazoa; Chordata; Mammalia; Artiodactyla; Camelidae
Source: RefSeq, a predicted model, not a curated record